Messenger RNA from Spodoptera exigua (beet armyworm), 942 nucleotides. The record is from the annotation of a GenBank genome assembly. Lineage: Eukaryota; Metazoa; Arthropoda; Insecta; Lepidoptera; Noctuidae.
GGUACAUGAGUUGCAACACCAACUUGAAAAUGGCGGCCAAAAAUCAAUUUUGAAUUGUGACAGCCGCGGCCGCAGUAGUAUCACCACAAAAUAAAUUAUUUAUCAAGUAAAUAAAGCGCGUUCCUGGUGUUAGCACGGAAAAGUGUUAGUCGUCUUUGUUCGUUAUAUGGGGCGUAACACUCUUUAUCUAUAAUUAGGUGCGAUAGUUGCAACAUAUGAUCGUAGUUACUAUAAUAGUCGAUGAUGUAAGAAACUGAAGGUCUCGGGUGGCUGUGAGUGCAUAGUUUUAUUGUUAUUGUCUUGAGGACUGUUUCAAGAGUUUUCGCCAUGGAGGGUGAAGAUGGGAGUGUGGGAAAUCCCGACAAAGAAGAUUAUGAGAGCAGUACUCAUUCAACCCCCCAAGAACACAGAUCUUUUGCGGAGUUCGCGAAAGACAAACUGGAUAGCGCUGGUCGUGAGCUCCGGCGCCGCCUUCCAAUGGCUGGCCAACUAGGUGCUCACCUCAUGCACCCUCGCCGUCUACUACUACAUUCCACCCCCACACAGCAUACCGAUGUUGUCUUAAUAUUUCCUAAAGGUCUCCCAGACAGUAUGCUGUUAUGGCUACUGCAGAAGUUGCGUGGUAGUAGACCACGUUUGCGGGUCUGCGUGCGACAACAUGCGUCUUCACAGUGUUCUGCCUUCUACAUUACCGCUGACGAUGAUCCUCCUCCAAACUGCCGAAGAAAUGCAUCUCCCCAAGCAGUUGAAGCCAGAAUUCGGUGGCGGUUACAAAGAGUUUACAGUUCGAGAUAUGCAUUGUUUUCAAAAGAAAAAAAAGUUACAGUUGAUUUAGGGAUAAAUAAAUUAGUCGGUUUAUUAAGACUAUGGAAUAUCACAUGCGUGUGCUUCUUCGCGAUCCUAAGGAACAACUCUAAGCAGGUAGACGAUCAGAUAAUCUGA